AUGCCACUCCAACCAAAGAAAUUUAGAUUUAAUGCAAAGAACUUUUUUCUUACAUAUCUUCGAUGUUCUCUGACAAAGGAAAUUGCGCUACAGCAAUUAUUGGCUGUAUCCCUUCCAAAUAACAGAAAAUUCAUAUGUGUUGCCAGGGAAUUACAUGAUGAUGGCUGUCCACACCUACAUGUUUUAAUACAGCUUGAAGGUGGAGCUCAGUUAACUAAUCCAAGAUUAUUUGAUCUUCGUUCCAGUGUUGCGUCUACCUCAUUCCAUCCAAACAUACAAUGUGCAAAAUCUAGCUCGGAUGUAAAGGCAUAUAUAGAAAAAGGGGGUGAUUACAUCGACUGGGGUGAGUUUCAGGUUGACAGCAGAUCUUCCAGGAAUAGAAGACAUGAUUUAUCUUCUUUUUAUGCUAAUUCUUUGAAUUCUGAAACUCCAGACAGGGCUUUAGAAAUUAUUAGAGAGAAGGAUCCCAGGGCUUUUGUUUUACAGUAUCACAAUCUUAAAUCCAAUGUUGAACAUAUAUUUGCCAGACCUUUGGAUCCUUACAUUUCUUAUUGGGCUUAUUCAAUGUUCACAAUUACAUCACGUAUGCAAGCAUGGCUUGAGCAUAAUCUUUAG
This is a messenger RNA of Dioscorea cayenensis subsp. rotundata (Guinea yam), 615 nucleotides long. RefSeq names its product geminivirus-like replication protein. Gene Ontology annotation, biological process: DNA replication. The transcript has a single exon. The record is from RefSeq and is a predicted model, not a curated record. Lineage: Eukaryota; Viridiplantae; Streptophyta; Magnoliopsida; Dioscoreales; Dioscoreaceae. Bases 1 to 615 code for a protein of 204 amino acids. Gene Ontology annotation, molecular function: structural molecule activity; DNA endonuclease activity, producing 5'-phosphomonoesters.